AUGCAGGAAGGAACAACAUCAGCCAUGGCCGGUCCUGUAAUAAGAAGUUGGUGGAACUCCUAUCAAUUGGACAAAUCUGACACCAAUGAGUCAAAUAAAGAGGAGGACAAGGAGGAUGAAGCAGAGAAAAAGCAAUUAUCCAUUAGUCAGACACUGCGAACCAGGCAGCUGCGUGUAGAGUUUGAUGGUGGACGCCCAGUUUUUAGUCUUCGAGCACCACUGGACCUGGUUCAAUUCCCAUCUAUCUCCUGCGCGCGUUGGCCAGUAGAGUGUGAGGUCAUCAGUAAUGCAAUCCAUCACAUAGAGUGGGAGCCUCCAAACCAUGAACCUUUCUACCAACCAAGUGGUAUUGAGAAGACACCCAUUUCAACUGGGGAGGAGAGGAGACAAGUUGUCUAUUGCAUUGACCGGGCUGACAAGUGUCCCUACUUCACAUGCUCUCGUGUCGGAGGUUCUCGGGUGUCUGUGAAUAGCACCUCCUCCUCUUUUAACGAAGCCAGGCAGCCAAACCUCUCGCUUGAGUUUGAAUCACGAUUUGAGAGUGGAAACCUUCAGAAGGCUGUGCAAGUGGGUCCCUAUGAGUAUGAACUCACCCUGCGCACAGAUUUAUACACCAGCAAGCACACGCAGUGGUUUUACUUCAGAGUCCGGAACAUGAAGCCUGGGGUGGACUACCGUCUUACUAUAGUCAACUUGAUGAAGCGCCGCAGCCUCUACUCCCAGGGCAUGAAGCCUCUGCUCUACUCUGAGAGAUCCGCUACGGAGAACGCUGUUGGAUGGAUACGAACUGGCUCCAACAUCAUAUACUACCGCAGUCAGAAUGCAAAGGAUCCCAAUGAGUCAAGGACCCUGUACUCACUCACAUGGACUCUUCAGUUCCCGUAUGAAUCUGACACCUGCUACCUCGCCCAUUGCUAUCCCUAUACCUAUUCACACCUCCAGCGCUAUCUCAGGCACAUUUCAUCCAACCCAGCAGUGGUGUCAUACUGCAAAGUACGAGUCCUGUGUCACAGUCUAGCUGGAAACGCAGUCUAUGUGCUAACAGUAACGUCACGGGCUGGCGAAAAAGAAGAAGAGGGAAAAAUCAAAAGAGCUGUGGUGGUAACUGCCAGAGUACACCCAGGAGAAACCAAUGCAUCCUGGUUGAUGGAGGGAUUUCUGGACUUUCUGCUGGGGAACUCGGAUGAUGCGCAACUUCUCCGAGACACUUUUGUUUUUAAGGUGGUGCCAAUGCUGAAUCCAGACGGUGUGGUGGUUGGCAAUUAUCGCUGCUCUUUGGUAGGCAGGGACCUCAACAGGAAUUAUAAUAGUACGCUCAGGGAUUCCUUUCCAUGUGUGUGGCACACCCGGAACAUGGUGGAAAAACUGUUGAAGCAGACAGAUGUAGUUCUCUACUGUGACUUCCAUGGCCACAACCGUAAAAACAACGUCUUCAUGUACGGUUGUAACAACAGAGAUGAUGAUUAUCCGAAGCUUCGAGAGCGUGUUUUCCCUCUGAUGCUGAGCAAGAAUGUCAAAGACCAGUUCGCCUUCAAUAGCUGUAAAUUCCAGGUUCAGAAAACCAAAGAGGGAACCGGGCGAGUGGCCAUGUGGCGACUUGGCAUCAAAAACAGCUACACCAUGGAGGCCACUUUUGGGGGUUCCACACUGGGUGAGCGGAAGGGAACACAUUUCACCACUCAAGACCUCAAGUCUCUGGGCUAUUAUGUUUUAGACACCUUACUUGACUUUUGUGAUCCAGAUCCGACAAAGGUGACUUAUUGUACAAAAGAACUGACAGCUCUAUUGAGAGAGGGAGUCAGAAAACUGGGCAAAGAAUUGGACACUGACUUCUCUGUCUACGAUUUGGAAUCUGGCACCAGUGGUUCCAAUAGCUCAGAUUCUGAUGGACUUCCAUUACAUUUGCUCACACAGUCACAAGCUGCACACGCAGAGCAAUCUUCUGUUAAGAACAAGAAGAAGAUGACUCGCAAACAAAGAGACAGGCUGAAAAAUAGGAUCCAACCUGAAGUUCUGCAAAGCAUCACACAACAUAUUGAGCCUGACUUUGACAUUGAGAAUGCACAAAAAGAGCGCUUCCUAGAAAGACCACCUAAAAGACACAGGAGAAAAUGGCAGGUAAAACUUCCUGGCCGGAAAAGUGUGAUCCAUGCAGAAAAUACUGAUUAUCUGGGGAUCAGUCAUGUAACCCUUUGGCAAGGCUUUGAACCUAUCCAGAGUACUUCUCGAGAAGAUAGGAUGGUAGAAAAAGACACGCAUCGCAAGAAGAGAGCUAGCUCAAACAUCACGCCGUAUGCAGACAUUUCAAAUGGAAAAGAGGAACAACAGAAAGACAACGCACAGUGGAAAUCAAAGCUACUGCACUUCAGUGCUCUACUUCGCCGCCCUCCAAGAUUCUUGUACCCAGUCCAGCAACAGACGCAGCAGCUUCAUCAUCAUCAGUAUCAUCAACAUCUUCAGAAACAUCAUUAUCAACAGCAGCAACAUUACCAACAUUAUCAUCAUCAGCUGCAGCGGGAGUUACAGCUGGAGGAGGAGCCACAGCAUCAGGGGGAGGAGCCACAGCAGCAGCAGGAUUAUUACCAUUAUCACCAUCAUAGUCAUCAUCAUUAUCCUCACGAGGAAUUCCAUAAUCACCAUCAUCACCAUCAUCAUCAUCAUCAGUAUCCUCAACAUCAUCUUCACCAUCAUCGUCAUCAUGAAAUGCAGAAACAGCAGCAUUGCUUCUCUGGACUAUCACCCGUCAAUGCAUCAUCUCACAGUCGCCAUCGUACCAUGAUUGACCUGGUUCCCACAAGGCACCUGCCGCCAAGCCUCAGCGAUGAGAAUAAUUAUUGUAGAGAUGGAAAUCCCUCAAUGACGCCAAAUCGUUACUAUGUCGAACAGGAUAUGCCCACUGCACUUGAACACAUAUCUAGCAACAAAUGGCAAGCUCUGAGAGAUGAAGACGACCUUGCAGUUGGAUUGCUGAAACAUCUACCAUUUCGAGAGAUGAACCGUCGAGCGCUCAUGACCGAAAUCAGUCAGAGAAAGACUGUUUCCCACCCAAAUUUGAUAAUGCCUGUACUACGGUACACAGACCUGCGAGGACACAGACUGAGCAAUGCGACUUUAGAAGACAGAAGACCAAAGAGCGUUUUACCCUCUGUAGCAAAGCCAUCGACAUCCACAGAAUGGCACCAUAGGUGAGGCUGAAGAUCACAGUCCCCAGUAACUCAGGAAGAGUAGGUCACAAAUGGCCUGUGGUACUGCUCCAGAGAGGCCAUCCGAGUCUGCUGCACUUUACAGUACGAUGUUGGGAUUACAGACAUUCUGGCCAAUCAAUGGAACAUAUUUGUAAAGGAACAUGUAAAGGAACAUGUGAAAGCAUCUAGUGAACAUGAUCUCUCUGAUGCUAAUGUCAUUUUAUAUGGUGUGUUUUAACCUAUGCUAACAUAGC
This is a messenger RNA of Syngnathus typhle (broad-nosed pipefish), 3439 nucleotides long. RefSeq names its product AGBL carboxypeptidase 2 (gene agbl2). Gene Ontology annotation, molecular function: metallocarboxypeptidase activity; zinc ion binding. Lineage: Eukaryota; Metazoa; Chordata; Actinopteri; Syngnathiformes; Syngnathidae. The record is from RefSeq and is a predicted model, not a curated record. The transcript has 22 exons. Gene Ontology annotation, biological process: proteolysis. The coding region runs from base 1 to 3189 and encodes 1062 amino acids.